This is a messenger RNA of Vitis riparia (riverbank grape), 4504 nucleotides long. RefSeq names its product disease resistance protein RUN1-like. NCBI's taxonomy places the organism in Eukaryota, Viridiplantae, Streptophyta, Magnoliopsida, Vitales, Vitaceae. Gene Ontology annotation, biological process: signal transduction; defense response. Gene Ontology annotation, molecular function: ADP binding. The record is from RefSeq and is a predicted model, not a curated record.
CCAAUUUCUUAGAUUUUAAGUUAGGGUUGCACAAUCUCCUCAUUCACUCACUAUCCUGAAGGGAAAUCAACCCCUCUAAACUGUCUUUGUAGUUUUGAGAUAGAAACCCAGAAUGGCUUCCACAAGCUACUUCAGAGCCUCUUCUUCUUCUUCUUCUACUCCUGCCAUCCCUCGAACAAGUACUUAUGAUGUUUUCUUGAGUUUUAGAGGCGAAGACACCCGCUAUAAUUUCACUGAUCACCUCUACAGUGCUUUGGGUAGGAGAGGGAUUCACACCUUCAGAGACGAUAAACUCAGGAGAGGAGAAGCGAUUGCUCCAGAACUCUUGAAAGCCAUUGAAGAAUCAAGGUCUUCCGUAAUUGUUUUCUCUGAAAACUAUGCUCAUUCGAGAUGGUGUUUGGAUGAGUUGGUAAAGAUCAUGGAGUGCCAGAAAGAUCCGGCACAUGUUGUUUUCCCAAUUUUCUAUCAUGUGGAUCCAUCCCAUGUACGAAAGCAAGAAGGUAGUUUUGGAGAGGCCUUUGCCGGUUAUGAAGAAAACUGGAAGGACAAGAUACCAAGGUGGAGGACGGCCUUGACGGAAGCAGCCAAUCUUUCUGGAUGGCAUAUACUAGAUGGGUAUGAGUCCAAUCAAAUUAAAGAAAUAACUAAUAGCAUAUUCCGUCAAUUGAAAUGUAAGAGGCUUGAUGUUGGUGCCAAUUUAGUUGGUAUAGGUUCCCGUGUAAAAGAGAUGAUUUUGCGAUUGCAUAUGGAAUCAAGUGAUGUUCGUAUUGUUGGGAUAUGUGGAGUUGGUGGGAUAGGUAAGACAACAAUCGCAAAAGUUGUUUAUAAUGAACUUUCUUGUGAAUUUGAAUAUAUGAGCUUUCUCGAAAGUAUUGGAGAGGUUCCCAAUACCGAAGGUUUAUGUCAAUUGCAACGUCAACUUCUUGAUGAUAUCCUAAAGGGAGAGGGAAGUCAAAAUAUAAACAAUGUUGACCAAGGAGCAAGUAUGAUAAAAAUCAUUCUCUCAUCUAAAAGGGUUUUUAUCGUUCUUGAUGAUGUUGGUGAUCAAAAUCAAUUAAAAGCUCUACUUAGACAUUGUGAAUGUCUUGGAGAAGGAAGUAGUGUCAUCAUAACAACUAGAAAUAAACAUGUGUUAGCUGUACAAGAAGUGGAUGACUUAUAUGAGGUUGGUUUGAAUCCUGAAGAAGCUUGUGAACUUUUCAGUUUGUAUGCCUUUAAACAAAAUCUUCCCAAAUCAGAUUACAGAAACCUCGCAUGUCGUGUUGUAGGCUAUUGUCAAGGGCUUCCAUUAGCUCUAAAAGUUCUAGGUUCUCUCUUAUUCAACAAGACAAUACCUGAAUGGGAAAGUGAAUUGCGUAAAUUGGACAGAGAACCUGAAGCGGAAAUUCACAAUGUGCUUAAACGAAGCUAUGAUGGAUUAGAUCGUACAGAAAAAAGCAUAUUUCUUGAUGUUGCAUGUUUUUUUAACGGUGAAGGUAGAGAUUUUGUGUCAAGAAUAUUAGAUGCUUGUGAUUUCCCUACAGAAAUUGGAAUAAAAAAUCUAAUUGAUAAGUGUCUUAUAACUCUCCCAUACAACCAAAUACGUAUGCAUGAUUUGAUACAACGUAUGGGCUGGGAAAUUGUUCGUGAAAAAUUUCCUGAUGAGCCAAACAAAUGGAGCAGAUUGUGGGAUCCCCAUGAUAUUAACCGUGCGCUUACAACAUAUGAGGGAAUAAAAGGAGUUGAAACAAUUAACUUGGACUUGUCUAAGUUAAAAAGAGUACGCUUCAAUUCAAAUGUUUUCUCAAAGAUGACUAGUCUUCGAUUGCUCAAAGUUCAUUCAAAUGUCAAUCUAGAUCAUUAUUCUUUUUAUGAGGACAUUGAGGAAGAGGGAGAAGAUAUAAUGGCUUGUAAGGAUUAUCAUUAUUCUGUAAUGAAAAUUGCUUCUAAAAUGCAACUUGGCCUAGAUUUUAAAAUUCCUUCUUAUGAGUUAAGGUAUCUUUAUUGGCAUGGGUAUCCUUUAGAUUCUUUACCAUCAAAUUUUGAUGGAGAGAACCUUGUUGAACUUCACUUGAAGUGUAGCAACAUAAAACAACUAUGGCCAGAGAAUGAGGUGCAGUAUCUUGAAAGUUUAAAGGUCAUUGAUCUAAGUUACUCAAAGAAGCUCGAUCAAAUGCCAAAAUUCUCAAGCCUGUCAAAUUUGGAGAGACUAAUUCUUAACGGUUGUGUAAGCUUGAUUGAUAUUCACCCAUCUGUUGGAGAUCUCAAGAAGCUUACUACCUUAAAUUUGAGGCGGUGUCAUAAGCUCAAGGGUUUGCCAAGUAGCAUUAGCAAAUUGGAAUCUCUUGAAUUUCUCGAUCUCUCCAAAUGUUCAAGCUUUUGCAAUUGGGAUCUUUAUCCUUGUGGACUCUCAAACUUAGAGAAAUGUCUGGUGAACCAACAAAAUAUGAGAAGUUUACGGCUUCUAUAUUUGUGCAAGACUGCUAUUAGAGAACUUCCAAGCAGCAUUGACUUAGAAUCUGUUGAGAUUCUUGAUCUCUCUAAUUGUUUUGAGUUUGAGAAAUUUUCGGAGAAUGGAGCAAAAAUGAAAAGUUUACAGCGGCUUGUUUUAACCAAUACUGCUAUUAAAGAACUCCCAACAGGUAUUGCUAACUGGGAAUCUCUUCCAACUCUUGAUCUUUCUAAAUGCUCAAAGUUUGAGAAAUUUCCGGAGAUCCAAGGAAAUAUGAGAAGUUUAAAGAAGCUUCUUUUAAAAAAUACUGCUAUUAAGGAUCUGCCUGAUAGCAUUGGAGACUUGGAAUCUCUUGAGUCUCUUGAUCUCUCCGAUUGCUCAAAGUUUGAGAAAUUUCCGGAGAAGGGAGGGAACAUGAAAAGUUUAAAGGAGCUUUCUUUAAAAAAUACUGCUAUUAAGGAUCUGCCUGAUAGCAUUGGAGACUUGGAAUCUCUUGAGACUCUUGAUCUCUCUGAUUGCUCAAAGUUUGAGAAAUUUCCAGAGAAGGGAGGGAACAUGAAAAGUUUAAAGGAGCUUCAUUUGAAAAUUACUGCUAUUAAGGAUCUUCCCACCAACAUUUCUAGGUUGAAAAAUCUUCAAAGACUUAUCCUCGGUGGCUGCUCAGACCUGUGGGAAGGAUUAAUAAGCAAUCAGCUUUGCAAUCUGCAAAAACUUAAUAUCAGUCAAUGCAAAAUGGCUGGACAAAUUCUGGUGCUUCCUUCAAGUCUACAAGAAAUAGACGCAUACCAUUGCACAAGCAAGGAAGAUUUAUCAGGUCUGCUCUGGCUUUGCCACCUCAACUGGUUGAAAUCCACAACAGAGGAGUUGAAAUGCUGGAAACUCAGAGCUGUUAUUCCUGAAAGUAGUGGAAUUCCAGAGUGGAUAAGGUAUCAGAACAUCGGAAGUGAAGUAAUAACAGAGCUUCCAACGAAUUGGUAUGAAGAUCCUGACUUCCUAGGAUUUGUUGUAUCAUGUGUUUGUCGGCAUAUUCCUAGAUCUGAUUUUGAUUACUGUUAUCUUGAUCUCGAGUGUGAAUUGAAUUUACAUGGCAAUGGAUUUGAAUUCAAGGAUGAUUGCCGGUUUCAGUGUGGGUGUUGGACCCAUGGUAAUUGUAAAGAUUUGAGAGAUCAAGUAUGGGUUUGGUGGUAUCCUAAGAUUGCUAUUCCGAAAGAGCAUCACCAUAAAUACACACAUAUUAAUGCUUCAUUUAGGGGUGUUUUGACAACCAUAAAAAAAUGCAGCAUCAAUCUUAUAUUUGCGGGAGAUCAACAAAAUCAUAUGCCCAUGUUGGAGCAUCCUCAGAAUUCUGGUGACAAUGGAUCAGCAUUACAAGAUACCGAUGGUAAUGUUCAUGGGGCUAAUCAAGAUGAUGAACACUACCAUAUUCCCACGUUAGAUCUUCUUGGGAAUUUUGGUGACAUUGGAUCAGUAAUACUUGAAGGCACAGAUGGAAACCGUAAGAGAAGACGUGAUGAUUCCUUACCCGAUGUAGUGGAGGAGCCACAUUAUAAAAGAUUGGGGCACCCAACACCCAUCUCUCGCUUUGAACUCCAUCAUACCGAUCAGAACGAAAUCACAUGUGGUAGCUGCAGGCGGACUUCAUGUUUUUUCCUAACAACUUAUUGCUUCAGGUGGAAACAAGGAUAAUGAGGAGAAGUUAAUCUCAAGAUGCAAGUGAGAUUCCAAAUGUUGCUAAGGUGGUCUACUCUUGCAUAGGAUUAGUCUCUUACAAUCAUGACCAUCAAGAAAGAUGGUACAAUUUGUGUAUUGAAAGUGUGAAUUAGGAAUGUUAAAAAAUGAAAACUCGAAUUGAUAUAUGUUUUUGCCCAUAAGAUGUGUGGUUAUGGUCAAUUCUUGUGGGUAUGUAAUUGACCUUGAUGAAGCAUAUGAAGCAUGUCACCCUCUCUGUAUCUUCAAGUUAGUGGUUGGAGCUUCUAUAGAUGGUGGAAGACAAGUGUCACGGAUUUAAGUAUUUCUUAAGCUCUCAUGUGGCACUUAGACAAUUCAAGUCUAUUGAAGUUGCUAAGUCUUUCA